Messenger RNA from Plodia interpunctella (Indianmeal moth), 791 nucleotides. RefSeq lists its product as uncharacterized. Bases 161 to 676 code for a protein of 171 amino acids. The record is from RefSeq and is a predicted model, not a curated record. The transcript has a single exon. Lineage: Eukaryota; Metazoa; Arthropoda; Insecta; Lepidoptera; Pyralidae.
UCGUUUAUGUCCAUUUUUUGUUUUUUGUUAUUGCUUCGUUACUUUGAUGCUGUGACGUUGAUGUUGUCUUGUCUAAAAUGUCAUAGCUGGCUUUGAUUCACAUCGAUAAUUUAUAUUUUAUUUCAAUAUGCUUCAUAAUCGCUAAAUCUUCGAGUAAGAAAUGAACAUGGAAAGUUCUAGUGAAAGGAAGAAUAUCAAUAAGGCCAAAUCAUACAGCAUUCAGUCUCCACCACAAAAUAAAAUCAAAAGCGAGCCAGUGAAGCGUAAAUCAUUCUAUGUUAACGAUGCGGUAAAAUCUUUAGAUUUGGCUUUAGGAAGAUUAAAAAAGAGUAAAUUAGUGAAUGGGGAGGAAUCCGAGAUGCAGAUAGAUCCAGUGACAUCAAACAGGAAUAUGUACCUAGACUCUUGUCCUAGCUUCAACGGAGCUCAUAGAAAUGACAACAUAUCUUUGAUGUCCAUGAAUUUUUCUCACUAUGAGUUGAUGAGGAAUUUGUCGCGAACAAACUGCAACUCGGACGGUGCCCACAGCGGCAGCACCUGCAACGCUAACUCCACGCCAGACGACCUGCAGCUCAAGGACGAGCAUCUGGAGAGGUACUUCCGCAGCGCAGAAAUGUGGAACACGAACUUUAGAGAAGUUCACCCACAUGUUCAUUUCCAGUUACCCGAAAAAUAAUCAAGUUUUUUUUUACCCAUGUUUGCUUAACCUUAAGACCUGUGAGUGAUCAAAUUGAAUGAAACAAUCAGGGAUUUGCACUUAAAUAAAACUUCCCAAUGAACGAUUACGUAAA